Cyanistes caeruleus (blue tit) is the source of this 4360-nucleotide messenger RNA. The record is from RefSeq and is a predicted model, not a curated record. Lineage: Eukaryota; Metazoa; Chordata; Aves; Passeriformes; Paridae.
GGAGCAGGGUGAUGCCUGCCCUGCCUUGCUUGAAGGGUUGCCCAGACUUAGCCCAUCCCAGGCUGUUUUUGGUUAAAAGCCUUUUUAACAAGCUUAAUUUUCUGGCACUUCCCUGCAGAAAGUUAUUCCCAGCAUUUAAUUGACACCUUCGCUGCAGGCUGGGCUGUUUCGCUGUUGCUCCAUCUAUUUCACUUUAUAAACUGCUGGGGUGUGGGAAAGUUGUUUGCUCCUGUUGGAGUUUCUUCGAAGAGUGAAAUUACUCACCUAGGGAGUGUGCUUGUCAAAGGAAAUAAUGGCAACCCCCUGGUUUUGGGAAUAUUGAGGCUGGAGGGGGUGAAGGUGCCUGGAUGAUGGUGUUGGGAGUUAGUCAUCAGCGUGGAAUUGGUUCUUGGGGAGUUGUCUUAGUUGCUGGAGUAAGCACUGCUGGUACAGCUUGGAGUGUGCUUUAUUGUGCCAGUGCUUAAACCUUUUGGAGUGUGAAAGGAAAUGGGAAUGCUUAGUGGAAUGUGUACAGAGAAGAGGGGUCACUGAGGCUCUCUGAUGUGAGUCUGGAAAAGUGAAAUGAGUUUGUGCUUUUACAGCUCUUUUUAAAAAGCAGAAACAUAUAUCCGGCUGAGAAGCUGGAAAGUGCAAGGAAGAAGAGUCGGGUCUCUGUUUCCGAGCUGUGGAAGUGAACCAGUGAUAGCGUUGGUGGGGACAUCCCCUCCACAACAGAGCUCUACACUUUGUGUGGGCUGUCAUGAGGAGCUGUGGGGUUUCAUAAUUUUUUUUGCUUAGUGGGGUGCACUGAUGCACACAUCCCUUUUGCUAGAUAGGAGAGAAUGGGCUUUCUUCCAAUAUUUCUGUAAUUCUUUGAGAAAUCCCGAGGAGCUGUUGCACACACGCACAAAGCAGCUCUCUGAUUAAUCUGCUGCAAAUGAGGAAAUUGGUGUUUUGUCUGGGAGGGCUGAUGAGCCAGACCCUUCCUGGAAAACCCAGCAUUGUCUCAGUACAGGUUCUUCUUGGGCUGGUUGACAGCACUGAAGCAGGGUGUGGAGUGUGUCUUAGUUUUGCACGUGGAUAUGAGGGUGCACGAGAACUGUAUUUGCAAAACACAGAGCAGGGGGGACACAGCUACAGAAAGAAACACCAGUUGAGUGCUUUCUUUUAAUCUUCCAGUGUGAAAGUCUUGGAGAGUGAGGUGAAGAGUGGGCAGGAAGGAGGGCGUAGUAUCACAAAUCUGGCUUAACCCCCUGUUAAUUAGUCCUGCUCUAAUUGUGUCAGAGAAGAACCUCUUGCUUGUCAUCACUUUGCAGUUGCCUCCUGUUCAGUCAGUAAUUUCUGGGUUUGUGCCUCCUGGACAGCCAAGUGCCUUCUGCAACUUCUCUUUUGUUUCUUGCAGAGCAGCUGGAGGAGCUCAACAGGGCUGUACAACCAAAACUUUGAGCUGUCUCAAGGAAGACUUUCCCUGCUGCUCACCACCCUCCGUGCUGGAGCUCACAGCCCCCACCAGCUCUUGUUUGCAGACCCAUAAGUGCAAGUGCCUCUGACUGCCAUGGGGGAGCCCAGCAUGGACCCAACCAUCUCUGCUGCUGACAGCCCUGCACAGCAGGACUCUCUCUUCAGCAUGAUGGACGUGUUCCUCAUCUCCCUCAUCACUGGACUUUUUACCUACUGGUUCUUCUUCCGCAAGAAAAAGGAGGAAGUGCCUGACCUCCCCAAAAUGCAGUCAGUAGCAGCUCCGGUGAGGGACAGCAGCUUCAUCGAGAAGAUGAAGAAGACGGGCCGAAAUAUAGUGGUUUUCUAUGGUUCCCAGACGGGCACAGCAGAGGAGUUUGCCAAUCGCCUCUCCAAAGAUGCCCAUCGCUAUGGCCUCCGGGGCAUGGCAGCAGAUCCAGAGGAGUAUGACCUGUCAGACCUGAGUCGCCUCUCUGAGAUUGACAAGUCCUUGGCUGUGUUCUGCAUGGCCACCUAUGGAGAGGGGGAUCCCACGGAUAAUGCCCAGGAUUUCUACGACUGGCUGCAGGAGGCUGAUGCCGACCUGUCGGGUCUCCGCUUUGCAGUCUUUGGGCUGGGGAACAAGACUUACGAGCACUUCAACGCCAUGGGGAAGUACGUGGACAAGAGACUGGAGGAACUUGGAGCCCAGCGCAUCUUUGAGCUGGGGCUGGGAGAUGACGAUGGCAACCUGGAAGAAGACUUCAUCACCUGGAGAGAGCAGUUCUGGCCAGCAGUGUGUGAGCACUUCGGGGUGGAGGCUACAGGAGAAGAGUCCAGCAUCCGGCAGUACGAGCUGGUGGUGCACACAGAUGUCAACAUGAACAAAGUCUACACGGGGGAGAUGGGCCGGCUCAAGAGCUACGAGAACCAGAAGCCCCCAUUUGAUGCCAAGAACCCUUUCCUGGCUCAGGUUACGGAGAACCGCAAGCUGAACGAGGGUGGAGAGCGGCACUUGAUGCACCUGGAGCUGGAUAUCUCCAAUUCCAAAAUCAGGUACGAGUCCGGCGACCACGUGGCCGUGUACCCAGCCAACGACUCCUCCCUGGUGAACCAGAUUGGUGAGAUCCUGGGCACGGACCUGGACACUAUCAUGUCCCUAAACAACUUGGAUGAGGAAUCCAACAAGAAGCAUCCCUUCCCCUGCCCCACCUCGUACCGGACAGCCCUGACCUACUACCUGGACAUCACCAACCCUCCCCGCACCAACGUCCUGUACGAGCUGGCCCAGUACGCCACGGACGCCGGCGAGCAGGAGCGCCUCCGUAAAAUGGCCUCGUCUGCUGCUGAGGGCAAGGCGCUGUACCUCAGCUGGGUGGUGGAGGCCCGCAGGAACAUCCUGGCCAUCCUGCAGGACAUGCCCUCCCUGCGCCCCCCCAUCGACCACCUGUGCGAGCUCCUGCCCCGCCUGCAGGCCCGCUACUACUCCAUCGCCUCCUCCUCCAAGGUUCAUCCCAACUCCAUCCACAUCUGUGCCGUGACCGUGGAGUACGAGACCAAGACUGGCCGCCUGAACAAAGGGGUGGCCACCAACUGGCUCAAGAGCAAGGUGCCUGACCAGAACGGGAGCAGCUCCCUGGUGCCCAUGUACGUCCGGAAGUCGCAAUUCCGGCUGCCCUUCAAGCCCAGCACGCCCGUCAUCAUGAUCGGGCCUGGCACCGGCAUCGCCCCCUUCAUCGGCUUCAUCCAGGAGCGGGCUUGGCUGAAGCAGCAGGGCAAAGAGGUGGGUGAGACAGUGCUUUACUACGGCUGCCGCCGCCAGCACGAGGACUACCUGUACCGGGAGGAGCUGGCCCACUUCCAGAAGGAGGGAGUCCUCACCCAGCUCAACGUGGCCUUCUCCAGGGACCAGGCUGAGAAGGUUUAUGUCCAGCACUUGCUGAAGAAGAACAAGGAGAAUGUCUGGAAGCUGGUUAACGAAGGGAUGGCUCACAUCUAUGUGUGCGGCGACGCGCGGAACAUGGCCCGGGACGUGCAGAACACCUUCUACGAGAUCGUGUCCGAGUUUGGGAACAUGAGCCAGCCCCAGGCCAUGGACUAUGUAAAGAAACUGAUGACAAAGGGCCGCUACUCCCUGGAUGUGUGGAGUUAAGAGCAGGGCUGGCGGGGCCGGGGAGAGAACAGGUCCCCAGGCGUGGGCCAGGGGAGCUGGCAAGUGCCUGCUCGCCCACUGCUGCUGUGGGUGACGGUGUCGUCCCCAGCCCACGGCUACCCCGGUGUCACUCCCAACCCUUCCUGGGCCUCAGCAGCCCCUCGGGGCAGGAAAGGGUUGAGAGGGGCAGGGGGGUAGCUGGGGCAGGAGCUGCGGUGCCAGCAUGGCACCAGCGUUUGCCUUGAGGCCAGCAGGGACAGCGGGGACGCAGCCAGUGCGGGGCAGGAGGGAUGGACACUGCCAGGGCACUUCCCUGAGCACGAGGUGUUGCCUUAUCCCUGGGGCUGGAGCCCACCCUGGCCUGCAGGGACAGCAGAGGGGCAGAGGGGCUGUGCUCAGGUGGGGAUUGAGGCUUUGCCAUCCUGCCACCCCCGUUUGCCCAGCUCUGGGAUGUGGGGCUGGCUCUGGGCACAGAGCUGUCCCAUGGCCCCACCAGCAUUUCCCGCUGCCUGCCCUCGCUCCAGCACCAGCGGGAAGCUCCUCUCCCUCUGGAAUACAGCUGGUUUGGGAGGUGGGGUCUCAGCCCUGCAGCUCCCCUGAGCCCAGCCCCUCCCUCACGCCGUGCACGGUCAUUUUUUAAAUACGGUUUUUAUUUUGAACAUCUUUGUGAUUUAAGCAUGGAAAAGAAAAAAAAAAAAAAGACAACAACAAAACCCCCAGACCUUCAGGCUCUCCAAUGAUUGUAAAUUAUUUAAAUACAUUUGCCCUUGGAAUAAAAAUACCGUGUCUGGA